AUGUCUGACCAACGAGGCAGGACUUCCCCUUUCUCCCCCAAAACAAAUUUCUCUUCCUCACCUUUACAUUAUACAUCUCUUCAGCCACAUUCCCCAAAACAAUUUGGUUCUCAGCCGCUGCCAAGCAACGUUUUGCAGACAUCGCCACUUCAUUCCAAACCACUCCAUGCAUCGAUGAGUGGUGGAUAUGCAUCAUCGUCAUCAGGAUACCCUUACCUGGCCAAUUCAUCUCCAAUGCACAACAAGAAAUACAAAGUCUCGAUAACGAAGUCUAUCAGUCAAUCAGGGGACUCUCAUGACACUAUGGAUAAUAUUUGUUUCUUUCUUUCUCUUUUCUUCUUUCUUUCUCUUUUCUUCUUUCUUUCUCUUUUCUUCUUUCUUUCUCUUUUCUUCUUUCUUUCUCUUUUCUUCUUUCUUUCUCUUUUCUUCUUUCUUUCUCUUUUCUUCUUUCUUUCUCUUUUCUUCUUUCUUUCUCUUUUCUUCUUUCUUUCUCUUUUCUUCUUUCUUUCUCUUUUCUUCUUUCUUUCUCUUUUCUUCUUUCUUUCUCUUUUCUUCUUUCUUUCUCUUUUCUUCUUUCUUUCUCUUUUCUUCUUUCUUUCUCUUUUCUUCUUUCUUUCUCUUUUCUUCUUUCUUUCUCUUUCUUCUUUCUUUCUCUUUUCUUCUUUCUUUCUCUUUUCUUCUUUCUUUCUCUUUUCUUCUUUCUUUCUCUUUUCUUCUUUCUUUCUCUUUUCUUCUUUCUUUCUCUUUUCUUCUUUCUUUCUCUUUUCUUCUUUCUUUCUCUUUUCUUCUUUCUUUCUCUUUUUCUUCUUUCUUUUCUUUUUUCUUUCUUUCUUUUUCUCUUUUCUUCUUUCUUUCUUCUUUUUCUUUUCUUCUUUCUUUCUCUUUUCUUCUUUCUUUCUCUUUUCUUCUUUCUUUCUCUUUUCUUCUUUCUUUCUCUUUUCUUCUUUCUUUCUCUUUUCUUCUUUCUUUCUCUUUUCUUCUUUCUUUCUCUUUUCUUCUUUCUUUCUUUCAUACAUACAUACAGUGGUCUUGAAAAAACAUCCAAAUGGUCUUUAUGCCUCAAUGCUGUGUGUGGAAUACCAAAAAAUCCACGGUCAAGAUCUGGACUACAGAGAAUUGGGUUAUCUCUCUGUGAUAGAAUUAGUAUCCAAAUUAAAGUCUGUCCGCAUUGUCCGGCCAACGGUCAGUGGAGAUUGGCUUUUAUUUGAUGCCCAGAAACCUUUUGCUGCAGUUGAAAAGAUCGUUGAUCAAAUUAAACUUUUGGAAGUAAGCAAAACCAGUCUGGUAAAAGAGCGGGAGAAGGAAGUUCGCCUCAAUAUUUCAAAAAUGCUUGAAACAAUUCCUGAAGGAGUAAACCUUGACCAAUUCAUGGAAUAUUAUAAAAAAAUAACAGGUGAUUAUUUCCAACCAGAUGAUGUUGGAUUUAAAUCUCUGGAAAGUUACAUCUUAUCCUUGGCGAGCAACAUCGUGGAGAUCAGCUACACUGGAAAUGCUUGCUUAACAAUAAAGUCUAUCAAAAUCGCCAAACAAGAAAAUGCUGCUGCUUCUGUUAUGUCACAUAAUUCACCAAAAUUGAAGACUGAAGUUUUUAACUCUUGUGCUCAGUUACCUGAAGAUGCUGUCGGACCUGGCGUGUCUUAUCGUUUGCUUGACAUUGUGACAAAUGGCCAAUACAUGGAAGUUUUUGUGAGUAAUAUUGAGACACCUGGGAAUUUUUGGAUUCAGUUUAGAGGAAGGCAACAUUCCAUUGCUCUUGAGAAAUUGAUGGAUGAUCUUGAGACAUCAUACUGUUCAUCUGAGGCAAAUGCUUACCAAGUUCCAGAUGACUUCAUCCGUGUUGGUCUUGUAGGUGUGGCUAUCUACCCAGAGGACCAAAAUUGGCACCGAAUCUUAAUCACCAGUGUACCAAACUUAUCCUAUGUUGAGGUGAUUUGUGACAGUGUUCAUGUCUCUUUAUGCGUAUCUCUCCUUCUUACUUUGUCACCAUGCACAUCUCCCUCCAGCUUUCUCUGUGUACAUCUCUCCCCAAGUUUCUAUUUCUUUCACUAUUUUUCUUCACACUCUCUAUCCCUCUUGUUCUCUCCAUCUCUGUCCCUCUUGUUCUCUCCAUCUCUGUCCCUCUUGUUCUCUCCAUCUCUGUCCCUCUUGUUCUCUCCAUCUCUGUCCCUCUUGUUCUCUCCAUCUCUGUCCCUCUUGUUUCUCUCCAUCUCUGUCCCUCUUGUUCUCUCCAUCUCUGUCCCUCUUGUUUCUCCAUCUCUGUCCCUCUCUCCAUCUCUGUCCCUCCAUUCUCUCCAUCUUCCCUCUCCCAUCUCUGUCCCUCUUGUUCUCUCCAUCUCUGUCCCUCUUGUUCUCUCCAUCUCUGUCCCUCUUGUUCUCUCCAUCUCUGUCCCUCUUGUUCUCUCCAUCUCUGUCCCUCUUGUUCUCUCCAUCUCUGUCCCUCUUGUUCUCUCCAUCUCUGUCCCUCUUGUUCUCUCCAUCUCUGUCCCUCUUGUUCUCUCCAUCUCUGUCCCUCUUGUUCUCUCCAUCUCUGUCCCUCUUGUUCUCUCCAUCUCUGUCCCUCUUGUUCUCUCCAUCUCUGUCCCUCUUGUUCUCUCCAUCUCUGUCCCUCUUGUUCUCUCCAUCUCUGUCCCUCUUGUUCUCUCCAUCUCUGUCCCUCUUGUUCUCUCCAUCUCUGUCCCUCUUGUUCUCUCCAUCUCUGUCCCUCUUGUUCUCUCCAUCUCUGUCCCUCUUGUUCUCUCCAUCUCUGUCCCUCUUGUUUAUUUUGUUGACUAUGGCAACACCUGCAUUGUGGCCCGAAAGAGUCUUCGUCUACUUAACACUUUGUUUUUUUUUUCUUUUCUCUUUCUUUUUUUUUCUUUUCUUUUCUCUUUCUUUUUUUUCUUUUCUUUUUCUUUUUUUUCUUUUCUCUUUCUUUUUUUUCUUUUCUCUUUCUUUUUUUUCUUUUCUCUUUCUUUUUUUUCUUUUCUCUUUCUUUUUUUCUUUUCUCUUUCUUUUUUUCUUUUCUUUCUUUUUUUCUUUUCUCUUUCUUUUUUUUCUUUUCUCUUUCUUUUUUUCUUUUCUCUUUCUUUUUUUUCUUUUUUCUCUUUUUUCUCUUUUUUCUUUUUUCUCUUUUUUCUUUUCUCUCUUUUUUCUUUUCUCUCUUUUUUCUUUUCUCUCUUUUUUCUUUUCUCUCUUUUUUCUCUUUCUUUUCUCUUUCUUUUCUCUUUCUUUUCUCUUUCUUUUCUCUUUCUUUUCUCUUUCUUUUCUCUUUCUUUUCUCUUUCUUUUCUCUUUCUUUUCUCUUUCUUUUCUCUUUCUUUUCUCUUUCUUUUCUUUCUUUUCUCUUUCUUUUCUCUUUCUUUUCUCUUUCUUUUCUCUUUCUUUUCUCUUUCUUUUCUCUUUCUUUUCUCUUUCUUUUCUCUUUCUUUUCUCUUUUCUUUUCUCUUUUCUUUUCUCUUUUCUUUUCUCUUUUCUUUUCUCUUUUCUUUUCUCUUUUCUUUUCUCUUUUCUUUUCUCUUUUCUUUUCUCUUUUCUUCUCUUUCUUUUCUCUCUCUUUUCUCUUUUCUUUCCAAUCUAA
Acanthosepion pharaonis is the source of this 3555-nucleotide messenger RNA. NCBI's taxonomy places the organism in Eukaryota, Metazoa, Mollusca, Cephalopoda, Sepiida, Sepiidae. The record is from the annotation of a GenBank genome assembly.